AUGCCUUCCACCUCUCCCGGCCGCAAUGCCUCGAGUCCUCCGCCCUCUUCCUUUUCUCAGAUCCUACCGGGAGCUCCAACAGAAUCACUGCAGUCAUUCGCGACAUUUGUGUUUCGGUUCAAGCGAUAUUUCGCCUACAUUUCCGGUUCACAGCUUAAUAUCCUCUCGUCGCCGCAGACACUUGUCCAGGCGAUUCGAUUUCGGGAAGACCUCAUAGCUAUCAAGGCAGAAGAGAAAGAGGGAAAGAUUGUGGUCGCGGAUAAGACACAUGCUUGGGUUCUGGAGCCGCACACGGAGGGUUGGACGAAGAUAUGGUGGGAGAGAGCACUUGUUCUGCGGCGGGAAGAUGAGGAAGACAAGAUUCGUUGCUUGAGCUGGGGAAACGAUGGAGAACUGCUGGUGGGAGGAGAUACGGCUCUGGAUCUCUUCUCGACAUUUCCUUCAUCACGCAGUCAUUCGCCCGUGAUGACUGCAACUGGUGGUGAAGCGACGGAAGAAAGGAGAGCUUUGUGGUCGAAGUCGAUACCGAAUCCUAUACGGCAGGCUGAGUUCAGUCCUACUGCUACGCUCAUCGCGACUUGCUCGCGCUACGAUCGACUUGUCAAGAUAUGGAGAAGGCUGUCGUUCGAGGAGGGUCUGUUCGACUACUCGUACCUUCCACACUCGGGCACCGUCACGCACGUCCAAUGGCGGCCUCUCAAUGAGAAUUCAGAGGAGAGGAGGGGCAGCGGCAUGGGUAGAAGACACGAAGAAGAUGCGGAAGUGCUCUACACCAUUGCGAACGACGGCAUCCUACGGAUAUGGCGAACAGGAGGCAUGCACGAUGCAGACAUUCUGCUCUUACAUACCACUGUUGACCUCGUUGCUGCGAUUCCCCAGUCUCCGAGUGUACUUGCGAAAGGGCAGUCCAGUCUCCCAAAUGCAUCCCGCUACGCAAUGGUACUGCCCUCUGAUCAAUUCUGCGCUGCUGUAAAUGCAGCCAUUGGAAUCACACAGUGCGAUAAACUCAAUCAUUCAAAAGAACUGCUGAAAGAAAUGGUCUCCAAAGAACCAGAUGUGGUGGUGACUUUCGACGGGCAUGGCAGGAUGUCUGCAUGGGGUAUUCAGAGUAUUGGACACAAACGACGGCCAGAUACUCCAACCACGGCACAGCCAUAUCACAUUGCACAUGCUGAAGCCUUACAGCUUGAGCUUCCCAACGGCACACCAGCAUUAUGUGGGACCUGGUUUCAGGACGAUAAGCUUCAUCUCCUCAUGCACGCACUGAGCGAUGGGGGCGAGCUCACCUGGUGGCAGGGCGAUGUGGAGACUUUCUUCUCGUCUUCUACCGGCGGAUCUGAAAGGCUAUCUGCUACUGCCACAUGGUGUGGCCACAAUACACCCAUCAAGAGUGUGCAGCAGUCUGGCGAUGGACUUUCAUCUUGGUCGUCGGAUGAAGUGACACAGUGGCGGCCUACGCGCUCUGGCCUGGGAGAGCUGAAGGCUAGACAGUCUUUUGGAUUAGAAUCUGAUGUGCUAGCGGUCCUGACGCUCCGAGAGGGAGAGUUCCUGUUGACAGUGACUCCUGCCGCUUUUACCGUCUGGGACCAGAACGGGCAGAGGAUUGCGAAGGCAGGUUGUGAAGUCGCCAUGGGAGGGCGUUUCCAUGUUAUCUCAUCCGGCGAAGGAAAUGUCUCGGGCGUUUUUGUCCAGAGUGAUGCUAAGACCGUCGUGAGAUGGAUGGUAACACUCCCGUCAUCCGAAGCUUUCGAGGCAGAGGGCUCGUUGCAACUCGACAAACUAUCUCUGACGAGAGUGGAGGGAUGUGAAGAUGUGUCCUUUGGAUUACCUGUGCCAAUGCCUUUUGAACCAAGCCAGAGCUGUCUGGUCAGCAUCGCUACAAGCGGUCGGUUGGACUGUCGCUUGCUACCGGAUGAGCUGGCCGCAGAUCAUGAGCUCGAACCAUUUGCUUCAUUUGAGACUGGUAUCGAGGAGCCUGGAAUGUUCACUGCAAACGAGGAAUUCGCUGCUGUUGUUUCGCGGAACCGCAAGGAACUCGUCAUCGUGGAUCUGACAGAUGGCUAUGUCGAGCAUCAACAGCCCACACAUGCAGAAAUAUUGCAGCUGGCAUGUUUCACUCCCAAAGCAAGGCAUAACUUCAUAGCCGUAGGAUACGAAACGACCAUUGAUAUAUUGGCGCAGGGGCGAUACGAACACCACAGCUCAGACGUGCCAGUUUGGCAACCGAUCAGGACAGUGUCGAUUUCGAGCCUAGGUCUUGAAGUGACAGCAUUAGCAUGGCUCUCCACUGGGGCUUUGGCAAUUGCGGCUGGAAACGCCAUAUUCGUGACCAGCUCCGAUGUGACGUACAAGGAGAUCAACGAUGAGACCAAGGUCGCUAUCGAUAUGGGUUUGGACCAGAACGAAGCAGUCCAUUUGUCCACCGUUACGCACUGGCUGAAAGAUCCUCUGCCUGCAUGGCAUCCGAGCAUGCUUUCGCAUCUGCUGCGGCAUGGUCAUAUCGGUCUGGCUGCCACACUUCUGAAGAGGUUGGCGCAAAAGCUCAAGUUCUGGAGCAGUGGUGAAGAACUUCAUCCCACCCUCGAGGAACACCCCGAAGCUCUCCUGCGUGACCUGGAUCAGCACGAGGCAUGGCUUGAUGAAGAUACUGUGAAUGAUUUGCGAGAGCAGCUCGACGAAAAGGACCUUCCGAGAACGUCUCAAAGCGAGCAACAGCGGCUGAAGCAUAUCAUCGAAGCGCUGGCCUACUUAAAGCAACAUGUUAAUGGGUUGGACAGGAACGCGCUUCGAUAUCUCUUCAAUUGGAAGCUACAACUGCUUUUCUCUGAGGACAAGGCGCAGGCUCAAGCGAAAGUACCGAACGGCUCCGCUCAACCUAAUGGCGUCCACCCAGGAGCGCAAUUUGUUCCGGAUAUGCACUGGAGGGAGAUAUGUUUUGCGUAUCACAGCACGACGCAGCAGCCACUGCUCGACAUUUUGGUUCUACACCACGACAACAAGCUCACUUGGUCGAUCGCACGCCGGCUUGGCAUCAUGGCAUGGCUUGCUGAUCGUGAAGCACUUGCGCAAGUUUUUGAACAGCUCGGCCAGACGGCAUAUCGCUCUGAGCAACCCCCAGAUCCUGUCAAUGCGUCGUUGUAUUACCUUGCUCUCCACAAGAAACCCACGCUGCUUGCUCUCUGGAGGAUCGCAACAUGGCACAGGGAGCAAAGAACGACCAUGAACUUCCUGAAGCGUGACUUUUCGCAGCCUGAUGCCAGAACAGCUGCGAAGAAGAAUGCUUAUGCAUUGAUGGGCAAGCGCCGCUUCCACUACUGCGCUGCGUUCUUCUUGCUUGCAGACGAUCCGGCAUCUGCGACAAGCGUAUUGGCAGGUCAAUGCGAGGAUCCGGCUUUUGCGAUUGCAGUGGCGAGACUCUACUGCGGCGACGGAUCGCCAGUAGUGAGGCAGCUGUUAGAAGACAGACUCGUUCCGCAAGCGAAGCGAGAUGGCAAUCGUUGGGCAAUGAGCUGGUGUCAUUCCGUUCUGAUGGAAGGGCAUGAUGCCGCGGAGGUCUUGGUGAAGCCACUCGGCGGCGUCAAGACUUGGCAACAGGACGAUCCCAUCACAUUGCUUUUAUACCAGCAGCUGCGCAAGACGCCAUCCGAGCAUGAGUAUGACGCUGUACUGAGAGCCGCGCGCAUCCUGCGACGCAUGGGUCUCUGGCUGCUUGCACUUGAACUCGUCACCAGGUGGGAGUUCAAGCCAAUGGAACUGGCUACCAAGUCGGCACACGGGGCUGUGACGAACGGGACCGCCAAUGGUGUGCAUGAGGAGCCGAUAUCAAUGCUGGACGACUUCACCGCGCCUCAGCCACAGAAUUCAACAGCCAGCGAGGCUCCCUCUCUGCUCGAUAGCUUUACUCAGCCUGAGCCGGCGAAGCCCGCGCCGGGUGACGAGAAAGCCGCGCGAGAGGCCAAGGCCGCGGAAUUGCUCGCCAAGAUCAAGGCGAAGGCGAAGAAAGAACAACAACCCGCAGCGAGUGAGACCAACGGCGGGCAGAAACGAGAGCCGACGCAGUUCCAGGAGCCCGAUCCGAAUUCUCUGUUGGAUAACUUUGGCUUUUGA
Lecanosticta acicola is the source of this 4107-nucleotide messenger RNA. Lineage: Eukaryota; Fungi; Ascomycota; Dothideomycetes; Mycosphaerellales; Mycosphaerellaceae. The record is from the annotation of a GenBank genome assembly.